AUGUCCUACCGAUCCGACAGACUACCGGUACCAAAGCGUAUGCGUCAUUCGAGCGAUUCUACCCCGUCAUUGUCAUCGCCAUCACCGUCUCCGUCCCAGACUGGUCAUCGAGGGACCCAGGACACUGAAGCCGACGCUCUAUUUUUCGCCGACGUUUCCCAAACCCUCUUCAACCGCACUGUCGAGCGAGCUCGGCAGCCUCGUGUAAACAUGGCUAAACUGCCGCCUCCCGACGCUGGACAUCGUCGAGUUCCACCUCGCCUGUACACCUCCUCCGCCGGGAAAACAUCACAGCACCCCUCACCCAGGGUUCCUGUAGAGCCCAUGGACGACAGCAAAGAGGAUAUCUACGUGCACGUCAAGAGCGAAGAACAACAAGAAUCCAUAUCCCGCAUCCCCGUUGACGAGCGUGUGUCGAUCUUUGUAGGCCAACAUAAUACGGUCUUCACUGUAUCGCUGGAAAGUCUCGACAAGUCGCCCACGCUGAAAGCUCUAGUGUCCCGACAAGGCGACAGCGUCCUUGGUGGCGGCAGUAACGGCCAGGGUACCACUACCGGCAUCGACUCCGGCACAGGCACAGAAGGGGCAUUCAUCAUGCACCCCAAGCUGACGAAUGUCGACCCGGACCACUUCGCCGCCGUUCAACAGUUUCUCCUUGCCGACGAGUACAUCCCGGCCAUUGUUUCCAACUUUGUCGGAGAGAACAGCGGGAGGAAUUGCGCCAAGACCCUCGACGGCGUCAAUACCAGAGAAGACUACAGAAGGGAAACGAUCCGAGCGGCAGAGCUGUACGUUCUCGCGAAACGCCUGGGCAUGACCGGCAUGGCCCACCUAACCAAGAGAAAAAUCGCAGAGUGCGGGUACACGACGGGCUCGGUGGGCAUCCAGUGCUUGCUCGAGGUUAGCAUGGUCGUCUUUGCGCGACCGGAUGAUGCGGACGGCGGGAGGAUACAAGUUGUCAAACCCUCGUCAUCCUCUACCCCGAGCCUCAGCCACGGUAGUAAUGCUAGAGCGAAGGGGAAAAGGAACGGGAACGGUCUGGGGAAAGGCACCGGCCUCGGCACAGGUUCUGGGUCUGGGUCUGGGCGUGGGCCUGGGCCUGAUGGUUCGGGAUUGGAAGGUACUGCAGACGCGCUUGAAGAAUGGCUUAUUGGCGUUCUCGCGACGCAUUUCCAGGCCGUGAUGAUCUCCCACGCGCAGUCGUUCUUCAGCAUUGCGUGCCAUGGCGCCGCGGUCCGGCGACAGUUCCAGAGACGAAUACUUUGGAAACGUAUUGAGGAGCUGGAGAGGGCGGGUGAGGCAGUCUUGAUUGAGGAUGAUGAGUGA
Messenger RNA from Exophiala spinifera, 1326 nucleotides. RefSeq lists its product as uncharacterized. NCBI's taxonomy places the organism in Eukaryota, Fungi, Ascomycota, Eurotiomycetes, Chaetothyriales, Herpotrichiellaceae. Bases 1 to 1326 code for a protein of 441 amino acids. The transcript has a single exon. The record is from RefSeq and is a predicted model, not a curated record.